AAGAUGUGGCCCAAACUUUCCCACAUGAUCGGACAGUUGGACUGGAGAUUCCAGAUCUAACGCUAUACCGCCAUCCUCUCGCCGAAUCUGUUGAGAAAAAAAAAGCACAAUGUCAACUCAAUUCAAGAGCGGACCUGCGUUCGGACUGUCUGCGGAGGUCAAGAGUAAGCUGGCCCACAAGUAUGACCCACAAAAAGAGGAGGAGCUGAGAAUGUGGAUCAGUGAGGUCACAGGCCGCAAACUUCCCGAGAACUUCAUGGAGGGACUGAAAGAUGGAGUUGUCCUCUGCGAGCUUAUCAACAUCCUUCAGCCCGGUUCUGUAAGAAAGAUCAACAACUCUCCUCAAAACUGGCAUCAGCUGGAAAAUAUUGGUAAUUUUGUCCGAGCCAUUCAAGAGUAUGGACUGAAGCCACAUGAUAUAUUUGAGGCCAACGACCUGUUUGAGAAUGUCAACCACACGCAGGUCCAGAGCACACUUAUUACACUGGCUGGCAUGGCGAAAUCUAAAGGCUUCCAUUGUAAAUAUGACAUGGGAGUGAAAUACGCAGAGAAACAGCAGCGCAGAUUUGCUCCUGAGAAACUAAAGGAGGGACGAAACAUUAUUGGUCUGCAGAUGGGCACCAAUAAGUUUGCCAGUCAAAAGGGCAUGACAUCUUACGGCACACGGCGUCACCUCUACGACCCUAAGACGGGUAUGGAAAAUCCUCUGGACCAAUCAACAAUCAGCCUGCAGAUGGGCACCAACAAAGGAGCCAGUCAGGCUGGCAUGACGGCCCCGGGCACCAAACGCCAGAUCUUCGAUAAGAAGCUGGACAUGGAGAUGUGCGACACCUCUACCGUCUCACUGCAGAUGGGCACCAACAAGGUGGCGUCCCAGACCGGCAUGACAGUGUACGGUCUGCCGCGUCAGGUGUACGACAGCAAGUACUGCUCCACCCCGAAUGACUACAUCAACAACGGCCAGGACUCAGAGAUGGACGGAUAUCAGUAUUCCGACUAGGAUGAACAGACAGCUGCCAGCACGCUGCUUUUUUAAACAUUCACCUGCACUAUUUUUGAUAUUCCAAAAUGUCGACCAGUAGGACCAGCUUGACUUCUGACAUCACAGCCACCGAUCAAAGCUGAGACCUUCAGUGACUGACCGUGCGUAGAAAACAAAAUUAGGAGGAAUUUCUUCGCUUUUUUUGUUUUUAAAACACAGGCUUUUUCCAGCUUCUCACUUGUCUUUUUUUUUUCAGAUUUAUUUUAUUACUUUUUUUAAGUGUGCCAUUCUUCCAUCACCUGCAUGGCCAAAUUUUCUUUAUAUAUUUGAAAAAAAUAAUGCAGAUUAUAAAUAUGGAGAUAUUAUUUAUGAUGCCUCAGAGUUACAUAUGCGCUACCAGUCAAAAGAUUGGAAUCAUUAAGAUUUCUGUAUGGUUCUGAAAGAAGUCUCUUCUGCUCCCCAAGGCUGCAUAUAUUUGAUGAAAAAUACAGUAAAAACAGUAAUAUUGUGAAAUAUUAUUACAGUUUUCUUUUUUAAAAUGUAAUUUAUAUCCUGUGAUCAAAGCUGAAUUUUCAGCAUCAUUACUCCAGUCUUCAGUGUCACAUGAUCCUUCAGAAAUCAUUAUAAUACGAUGAUUAUGCUGAUCUUAUUUCACAAUAUUACUGUGUUUGAUGUAUUUUUGAGCACAAUAUUUUAAAAUGUUUCAUGAUGCUCUUUUGAUUGGAUAGAGGAAGAGGAAAUCCUCCAAAGAUGCCAUACUACUGCUUAAUCAGAUCAGUUUCCUAAAGAAACAGAAUAGAAUAGAAUAGAAUAAAUAGAGCUUUAUUGUUGAAAAACCCACACAAACUACUGCAUCUUCUGCAAAUAAUGUCAUUUAAAUAAUGCUUAUUUAGCAUAGUUGUUUGAAAAGGUGCAAACUGAACAUUUUCAUAUUUUUAGUGAAUUUAUCUUUACUUCAUAAGGCGAUUUAAACAAGUAGGACAGGUUCUGGAACAGCAUCCCAAUUUAACAACCACAGGAAAGACAAAAAAUGCUGGGUUGUUUCAACCCAUGGGUCCAUAUUUGACCCAAACAUGGGUUUGAAACAACCCAGCAUUUUUAGAGUUAACCCAAACCAAUAGUUACCCUUUAAAUCGGAGGUUGGUAAUACCAUACCCUGCUCCAACAGACCUGCCUGUAGUUUUCAAGUAAUUCUGAAUGUGUUAAUUUGCUGGUAAUGGAAUUGCAGGAGCAUGGCUCUUCAGGAGUUUCAAAGCCUUGCCCUAAACCAGGGGUGUCCAGUCCACUGUCCUGCAGAGUUCAGCUCCAACCCCAAUUAAACACACCUGAACCAGCUAAUCAAGCUCUUACUAGGCAUACUAGAAACUUCCAGGCAGGUGUGUUGAGGCAAGUUGGAGCCAAACUCCAACUGGAGAGUGGCCCUCCAGGACCGAGUUUGGACACCCCUGCCCUAAACGCAGAUUCAUUGACAAGAACGUUAUUAAGGGACUAACAUGGAUGCUGAUCCAGGAGCAUGUCUUGCUAAGGUAACCACAUUAAGCUUCUUGAUUCAUAGUUAUCACUGCUAAGAAAAUGAGAAAACCAAAACAGUCAGAGAGGAAACUUGCUUUAAUCUUGAAGUACACCUAGCUAUUAUAAUUGGAAAUUAUCCCCAGUUUCACAGACAAGGCUUAAAGGGAUAGUUCACCCAAAAGUGAAAAUUAUCCUAUGAUUAACUCACCCUCAAGCCAUCCUAGGUGUAUACGACAUUCUUCUUUCAGACGAACACAAUCGGAAAGAUAUUAAAAAAAACAUCUUGGCUCUUCCAAGCUUUAUAAUGGUAGUGAACGGGGGGCGUGUUUUGAAGCCCCCCCCCAAAAAAAUGCAUUUAUCUGUCAUAAUAAAUAUAAUCCAUAUGGCUCCAGAGGGUUAAUAAAGGCCUUCUGAAGCGAAGCGAUGCAUUUUUGUAAGAAAAAUAUCCAUAUUUAAAACUUUAUAAAGUAAAAAAAACUAGCUUCUGACAGACGGCCGUCUGAAGAGUGACCUCUGACCCGACGCAUGACGUAAUGACGAACACCGGAGCACAGAACAUAGAGCAAAACAAGCCACUGGUCACGAAUUAGAAGACUAAAAUGAGAAUUUUUAAAGAGAAAUGUCACAAGAUUUCUAUAUAAAGAGAAGAGGAGCUAAGAGAAGCUAGCAUUUAUACUUAAAGUUAAAAUAUGGAUAAUUUUCUUACAAAAACCCAUCGCUUCGCUUCGCUUUGGAAGGACUUUAUUAACCCCCUGGAGCUGUGUGGAUUAUUUUUAUGAUGGAUGGAUGCACUUUUUUGGGCUUGAAAAUCGCUACCUACCAUUAUAAAGCUUGGAAGAGCCAGGAUAUUUUUAAAUAUAUCUCAGAUUGUGUUCGUCUAAAGAAAAGUGUCAUAUACACCAAGGAUGGCUUGAGGGUGAGUAAAUCUUGGGAUAAUUUUACUUUUUUGGUGAACUAUCCCUUUAAGCCUAGUCCCAAACUAAAAUGCAUGUUUGAGCUGUUUUAACUGAAAGCAACUUGCGCUAACAUAUCUUAAAAUAUCAGUGCCAUUGUUUUGUCUCAAGAUGUACACCAGCAAUGUUUUUUGUCUAAGACACAUUUAUAAAGGCUACAUAAAUGUCUUAAUUGAACGAAGGUCUAAUCCCGGGUUAAUCUAAGCCCUGUCUGUGAAACCAGGCCUUCAUGUAUUAAGUGAAUGAAAUGAGAAGUACGUGUCUUUCAUAGUGCAGAAUAGCAUUUCACCAAACUAAAGAUUGAAAGUAGUUUAUCUCUAUUAUAUAAUUAAAAAUAAGUAAUUGUUUAGAUGUUUUAAUAAUUAAGCUAGUAUAAUGACUGUUUAUUGGGAGGAUUUGGGGCAAAAAAUAUUUCUGAACAUUUUUUUUUUAUUCAGUUCAUCCUUUACAAAAGUAAAAUGGACAAAGUGAAUGGACAAAUAUAGAACAAACUACUGUUAAAGAGGGCUGUUGAAAAGCAGAUUUUGAUUUUACCAAAGCAUACUGUGAAAAAUCAUGUGAACCAAAUGAACCAGAAAUUGCACUUUUAAGAGGAACGACUGUCACUCCCAAAGGCUAUAUACUCUCAUGAGAAAUUAUUCAAUAAACUUGCAUAUAUGUAAGCGUGACUGUUCUUCAGCCUGUCAAACCUGACCAAUCAUGUGAGAGGAAAUAUAAUUAUGCAAAAGUAACUCAGACAAAAUUGGUGAUUUAUGAGAUGUUUAUGAGACCUUUCUAUAGGAAAUAACAGGUUCAGUGUGCAGAGUUAAUAUAUUUAGCUUAUAUGCGACUACAAAUUGUUUAGACAUGACUAUAUUUCUCCCUCAUGAAAUUAUUAAACAUAUUACAGACUUUUAGAUUUCAUUUAUAUAUCAAGGUAUUGUGUGUGUUAAGGAAUGUGUCAUUGUUUUGCAUUGCUGCUGGGAACAGCAGAACACAAGAUGAUCAUAAAACAGUGAAUCUUACUUUUGUUUCUCACAGGAAAUGAUAUAGCGUGUCCCUCUUGCAUCAAUGCUUCAAAUGUCUUUAUUUAUAGGAGGCUUACCAACAAAGACUGAGCAAGUGAAAAACUAAUAAAUCACUAUUUUCAAA
Ctenopharyngodon idella (grass carp) is the source of this 4578-nucleotide messenger RNA. It is a transcript of the gene cnn1b, whose product is annotated as calponin 1, basic, smooth muscle, b. NCBI's taxonomy places the organism in Eukaryota, Metazoa, Chordata, Actinopteri, Cypriniformes, Xenocyprididae. Gene Ontology annotation, biological process: actomyosin structure organization. The coding region runs from base 110 to 1000 and encodes 296 amino acids. Gene Ontology annotation, molecular function: actin binding. The record is from RefSeq and is a predicted model, not a curated record. The transcript has 7 exons.